AUGUAUAUAAGAAGACAAUUUUCGACCUUAUGCAUUCAACUAAUUUCUACUGAAUUCCAUAGAUCAUGCCGAGCUGUGGUGGUUCAGACUGCAAAUGCUGUGAUGGUUGCAAAUCAGGGAAAGGUUGUGAUUGUCCAGCUGGCUCUUGUAAGUGUUCUGGCUGCACUUGUGGAUGUUCAUGUUGCAGUUGCAAAUGAAUGA
This is a messenger RNA of Trichobilharzia regenti, 201 nucleotides long. NCBI's taxonomy places the organism in Eukaryota, Metazoa, Platyhelminthes, Trematoda, Strigeidida, Schistosomatidae. The record is from the annotation of a GenBank genome assembly.